AACUCAGCUAACUGGUUUAUUUCUCGCCCUUCCCGACCACACUCUACGCAGAAAUCUCCUUAGUUAAAAACAGUUCAAAAUGGAGAGAACAUACAUUACACAUAAAGAGAUCAAGCGCACGCACAGACAAAAGAGACCCUUAUCUGUAGGACACCUCGGGACAUGGCAGUGACCUUGAUAAACAGUCGACGACAGCACACAUAAAACGAGGACACUGCUUAUGAGUGGGGGAGCAAACCAGACCUCGUCGCACCACCAGGUGCGACGACGAGUUCGAUGGUGUGUUUAAAAAGCACAGUGGAAGCUAAGCGCCAUCGCAAUCCGAAACUAACACCGUCAAAGUUGACAAUCUGAUAAUGCUAUAUGCCCAUGGUCUGGCCAAUCAUGGAAAGCUGACCGCAGCGACGCUUUUAGUCGCACACAUCGCUAAGCGCGUGCCUUCUGCCGCGUGCGUUUCGCACCACCGAAUUUGUUUUUCUCGGCCAGAUAGCGCUGCAGCACGGUGCGAGGUGACGAACAAAUGCGCAGUUCCCACACGCACCCACCUCGUGUGAAGAAUGAACGGAAUUAUAGGUGUGUCAGUGAUUCCAGUGAUGCAGACGAACCUACGACUGCUAGCCACGGGUUUUCAACGUGCGUAACGCAGAUACACGAUCGCAAGCCGGAACGAUGCUCAUCUAGAUAGCAACGGGCAAGGGUGGGGAUUGAACGGGAUUCUGCAGCGCGAGCUCUUGCUACACGUGCUCCUGUGCGUUAAUUAAGAUUCUGCUGCCGAUCUGAAUCAACGCUAAGGUAGCGGAAGACGACGACAAGGGUGCGCGCACAACGGAAACCGGACCGACCGAAGUCAAAAGAGAGAAGGCCGCCGACGACGACGAAGAAGCGGCUGCAGGGAGAGAUAGCGUUCGGGAAGCCCAGCGGUGGUGUGGGUCAUCGCGCGACCGAGAAGCGAUGAGCGUCCCCAUGGCCGACGACGAGCCCUGGGAAGAGGACGACACCCCGGACAAGGACUCCGGCCUCGAGUCCCUCAACGGCUCCUCGGAGGAAGAGGACGAGCUCACGCAGCGGAUUGUGGCCCAGGUCGAGUUCUACUUCUCGGACGAGAACAUCCUACGCGACUCCUUCCUCCUCAAGCACGUGCGUCGAAACCGCGAGGGCUACGUCAGCCUCAAGCUCAUGGCCUCCUUCCGCAAGGUCAAGAGCCUCACCAAGAACUGGGAGCUGGUCCGCGAGGCGCUACGUGCCUCGUCCACGCGCCUCGAGGUGAACGCCGAGGGCACCAAGGUGCGACGCCGAGAACCGCUGCCGGACCACGACGAGACGGCGCCGUCCAGGACCGUCGUGGCCUACCCGCUUCCCGAGAGGGCGUCCGUCGAGGCCAUCGCCGAGAUGUUCUCCCGCUGCGGGCCCAUCUCUCUGCUGCGGCUGCUGCGGCCGGGGGGCACCGUGCCGCCCUGCGCCAAGCGGUUCCUCCAGAGACACCCCGACGCGACAGGAUGCCCCGCGGCCGUGGUCGAGUUCGAGCGCCACGACGGAGCCAGCCAGGCCCUGAGACAAGGCAGCCAGUUCCUCCGCGUCCUGCCGCUCGCCACCGGUCAGCCCGGCGUCACGUCGGGAGGCUUUGCCGCCGCGCUGGAGGACAGUCGCAAGCGGCGGCCGGUCACGGCGUCGCUGCUCCAGGGAACCAUCUCGUCGUCCUCGCUGGGGCCACGCCACAAGUCGCACAGCCAGGGGGACGUCAGCGCCGGUCUGUGGGUGAAGAAGCGGGCCGAGGGCAGCAGCCCGGUGCUGCGUCAGCCGCGCGGUCCCGACGGCACCAGGGGUUUCCACCAGGACGCGCUGAGGACGACCCCGUGUCUGCUGGCGCCCUCCUGAGCGGCGGCCGCGGGUCUGUUCUUUGAGACCGCGGCUGCUGCCCAAAAUUUCGCCAUCUGCUUCUCUCCUUUAUUGUGUAACAACUGCCAUUAAAACGUGUUUUGA
Messenger RNA from Ixodes scapularis (black-legged tick), 1980 nucleotides. It is a transcript of the gene Achl, whose product is annotated as la-related protein 6. The transcript has a single exon. Bases 952 to 1875 code for a protein of 307 amino acids. Gene Ontology annotation, cellular component: nucleus. Gene Ontology annotation, biological process: RNA processing. The record is from RefSeq and is a predicted model, not a curated record. Gene Ontology annotation, molecular function: mRNA binding. Lineage: Eukaryota; Metazoa; Arthropoda; Arachnida; Ixodida; Ixodidae.